AUGGAUCAUAGUCGAAUUGAAGAUCGUUCAUCGCAUGAAAUUAACGACGGAUCUGUAUUAACAAGAAGUGCAAAUCUUGAUCUCAGUCCUUCUACGAAUGCAAAAACGAUGCGUGAAAUUGAUUCAGAAGUUCAAGAACUUAAACGUGAAAAUUUUCAAUUGAAGUUACGUAUAUAUUUCCUCGAAGAACAAAAUGAAACGAGUAAUGUACAUACGUCAUCGACUCAAGUUUUACAGCAAUGUCCUUCAUCACAAAUUGAAUCUUAUAAUAAAAUUGAAGGAGCGAAGGGUAUUCUAAAAACUGGUUCAUGGCAUUCAUUAAAUCGGUAUGUUGUUUUUAAAUUUGUUCAUAAUAUUGUAAAUAUUCGAUUAUUUUGUUAA
This is a messenger RNA of Adineta steineri, 381 nucleotides long. The record is from the annotation of a GenBank genome assembly. Lineage: Eukaryota; Metazoa; Rotifera; Eurotatoria; Adinetida; Adinetidae.